GGUGAUGCCAUUCGGCCUCACCAACGCACCCGCUACCUUCCAGAGGGCGAUGAACGACAUCUUCAAGGACAUCCUGGAGCAGUAUGUUCUCGUUUACCUCGACGAUAUCCUGGUCUAUAGUCGUACCCUUGAGGAGCACCUCAGACACCUCCAUGACGUUCUUGACCGCUUGCGCAGACAUGGCUUCUACGCCAAGCUUAGCAAGUGCCGCUUUGCCCAGCAUAAAGUGGAUCUCUUAGGACACUACGUGUCUGACCAGGGUUUCCACAUGGACGACGCGAAGAUCACUGCUAUUGCGGAGUGGCCCGCUCCCACAUCCGCAAAGCAGCUCCGCAGCUUCCUAGGCCUGACCAGCUACUAUAGUAACUUCAUCCGGGKAUACGCUAGGUAUUCCUACGUCCUUACCUCCACCCUCCUCCGGAAGAACCCACCCUGGGCUUGGACACCCCUCCACGAGGACGCCUUCCGCGCCCUCAAGAAGGCGGUGACAUGCACACCGGUUCUUUACCUACCCGAUUUCGACCGCCCUUUUAUCCUUACCACCGAUGCAUCAGACUUCGCCGUAGGAGCAGUGCUUUCUCAGCUCUUCCCCUCAUCUCCUGAUUCCUCUCAUCCUCGUAUCCCUCGCUUCCCACCACCUACCCCUACCACUGCUUCCCGACUGACGCUUACUCGUCCAGCUACUGACGAGCCUUCUAUUGACUAUUCUCCUACAAUCGCCGAUGACGGCACUGUCGAGUCUCGCUCAGGUGAUUGUCCGAUAGCCUUCUACUCCCGUCAGCUCCUGCCCGCCGAGAUAAACGACACUGCUGAUGAACGUGAGGUUCUCGCAGUAGUUUAUGUCGCUCGACACUGGCGUCACUACCUGCACGGGGCACCAUUCACGGUGCGCAUGGACAACUCUGUUGUCCAGGCUUUUCUGACAAAGCCAAAGCUCACUCCUCGACAGGCUCGCUGGUGGCGCGACCUAUCCGAGUUUAGUUUCACCACUGAGCACAUCAAGGGUGAGACUAAUCGGGUCGCCGAUGACCUAUCCCGGCGCCCUGACCACGACCAGGAGCACAUCCAGCUCUCUUCCAUCUCGGUCAGCACCGUCCACCACUCGGUGAUCGACGAGUUUCGCACUCAGGACCACCACUGCCCCGACUAUCGCGACAUCCACGCGACCCUUCAGAGUGGCAAGACCGUCCCGAACUACUCUCUCGGGGACAACGGUCUUGUGUACCGGCACGGUUCACAGGGCACCAGAGAGCCCCGUAUUUGUGUUCCCUCCACUGGACAGCUACGUGUCCGAGCAGUAGCAGAGUUCCAUGACCAGGCACCUGCCGGUCAUAUGGGCUUCCACAAGACGUUGGCUCGUGUGAGCCGCCUGUACGUCUGGCCGAAGUGCAAGGACUUUGUGAAGGACUACGUCGCAGAGUGUCCGACCUGUCAGGAAGUGAACAGUGUGAACCACUUGCCUUAUGGCUUGCUCCAGCCUCUUCCCAUCCUUGAGGGUCGUUGGCAGUCCAUCUCGAUGGACUUUAUCGGUCCUCUUCGUCCUCCGACCCCUCGAGGUCAUGAUGUUAUCCUGGUCGUCGUCGACCGCUUCACGAAGCGUGCACGCUUUGUUCCGUGCUGCUAUGCCCUCAGUGCACGUGAGGUCGCCGACAUCGUGUUUGACCGAGUCGAGCGUGACCACGGCUUACCUCUGAGCAUCAUAUCUGACCGUGACCCGCGCUUUACCAGCCGAUUCUGGCGACGGCUCCACGAGGUGUACGGCACUCAGCUCCGCUUCUCCUCGUCUUACCAUCCUCAGACUGAUGGUCAGACCGAGAUCACGAAUAGGACUCUGGGGGAUAUUCUCCGAAAGAUUGUUCGUGACGACCAGCAGUGGGAUCUCCAUCUUGCCCAUGCGGAGAUAGCCUACAACCACGCCGUCUCGCCAGCCACGGGGAUGUCGCCUUACUAUUGCGACCUCGACUAUCACCCGUGUGUUCCCGCGGACUUCCUUCGACCGUCCCAGAUGCACCCCGACACGAGUUGUCCCGCGCUGGAUGAUUGGGUUGCACACAUGACGUCGAUUAUGAAGACCUCACAUGAGCACAUAGCCGCUCCCCAGACUCGCAUGGCAGCACGUGCGAACCGAUCGAGGAUGGAUCACCCAUUCAAGGUCGGUGAUGAUGUGCUUAUCGACGCCCGCCACUUACAGCUCGAAGCGGACACACUUCGCAAGUUUCGGCGUCGCUUCUUUGGCCCAUGCUGCAUCCUCCACGCCGUCGGUUCUGAUACGGCAUCUACACCAGGCUUGUGUGCAUGAUGUCUACCACGUCUCGUUAUUGCGUCCUUACCGCAG
Molecule: messenger RNA, 2335 nt
Organism: Chara braunii
Lineage: Eukaryota; Viridiplantae; Streptophyta; Charophyceae; Charales; Characeae
Source: the annotation of a GenBank genome assembly